AUGACACCAGAAAGCGAUGCUACCUUAACAAUGACGUUGACACGAACAGCUACGUUAUCUUCAGAACCCUCAGCUUCAAAUGAUGUCUAUCUAUCGUGGGAGAUAUCAACACUCACUACCCAAAUGGUUCUUUCGAGCGCGGUCACUUAUGUCGUUACACUCAUCGCCACUUUGCAAGAAACUAGUACUCCAAGUUCGCCAACCUCCACAACUUCCCCCUUCACAAAUACCCUUCUAGCAUUACAAGAACAAACAUCACCUGUAUCAUCGUCAUCAAAUGUAAUACUAAACACCCCUUCAGGCUUGUCAUCAAGUUUACAAUUUGGGGAUAUUCCGACGACCUCCAAUUCUACGCAAGUAGGUAUUGCAGUAGGAGUUCCUAUUGCCAUUUUUGCUGUAUUUUUUAUUGCGUUGGGUAUGUGGUACUUUCUCCACUUACGUAGAUCAAAACGUGAGCUCAGCCAGGAUCUUGACACAUUCAGUCAAAAACUCAACUUUCUGAACCAGCACAUUUCCAGGCCGAGCUGGGAGACGUUAACGGAAAAACCAUACCCAGUGAUUUUUUCUCCAACCAACUAUUUGCUUACAGAUAAGAACCUUCAAGCUUGUGAGGAAGAGGAACCUAAGCAAGGUACGAAUAUUAAAGCUCAAUUUAAUCGUUCAAGUCAGCUAUGGUUAGUGAGAGAUAGAGAUAAAGAGUCGUUAACUUGCCCAGAAUCCAAUUUCUUCAAACGCAUGUCUGCAAUGACGCCAAUGUUUUUGAAAAAGUUCAAUAUAAGUGGUAUGUUUCAGGGGAAUAAAAAGGGAACCAAGUCACAAGUGCUUGAUGUGCCAACAACCAAAGCACCAAACUAUGCUUCUUCUGGUUUUAAUCCCCAACUCGGAUUCAAUCAUCUUGACAAUGGAUGUAUUUCAUCAGAUCAGAAUAUGUACAAUGUGAUCAAACCAUAUACAAGGGCUCUUGAUGAUGAGUUGACAAUAAGGAUUGGAGAUAAGUGCAUCGUACUUGAGAAAUUUAGCGAUGAGUGGUGCAAAAUUCAGCUCCAUAGAAAAAGCGACCACGACUCGAGUCAGAAAGUUGGAUUGGUUCCUUGGAUGUGUUUACAGAACAUAUAG
Messenger RNA from Lodderomyces margitis, 1116 nucleotides. It is a transcript of the gene FUS1, whose product is annotated as Fus1p. The record is from RefSeq and is a predicted model, not a curated record. The transcript has a single exon. The coding region runs from base 1 to 1116 and encodes 371 amino acids. Gene Ontology annotation, molecular function: protein binding. NCBI's taxonomy places the organism in Eukaryota, Fungi, Ascomycota, Pichiomycetes, Serinales, Debaryomycetaceae.